AUGGCCCCUCCCUGGUGCUGGCCGCUGCCUCUCCUCCUGCUCCUGCCCGAGGCCGUCUCUCAGGAGGCCACAGACGCCCACGACACCCUCUCCUGCUUCUACAACUCCAGGGCCAACAUUUCGUGCGUCUGGAGCCCGCCGGGAGGCCUGCCAGCCGCGUCCUGCCGCCUGGUCGCCACGUCCAAACAACGGAAGUGGCAGAAAGCGUGUGAGCUGCUCCGGGGGGCCUGCGACCUGAUCCUGGACCAGAACCCAGAGGCCCAGAAGCUGACCUCGGCGGACAGAGUCAGCAUGGAGGUGCAGUGCCAGGAGGCGGGCAGCUGGAGGGAGGUCACCAGCCAGUGCUUCCGGCCCUUCGAUUACCUUCGCCUGUUCGCCCCUGACUCCCUCAGUGUCACCGUAAGGGACACCCACCUGUGCAGCAACGUCACCUGGAGUGUUUUCUACUCCUACUACCUCGAGAGCUACCUGGAGUUCGAGGUGCAGAACAGGGCCCCGAGCCAGAAAUGGGGGGACGCGCCCCUGCUGAUCCUGAAGCAGAACCAGAAGUGGAUCUGCCUGGAGAACCUGGUUCCGGACACCGCGUACGAGGUGCGCGUGCGCGUGCGCGCGCGGCCCCGGCCCGGGGAGCGGCCCGCGGUGUGGAGCCCCUGGAGCGCGGCCAAGGCCUUCCGGACGCAAGCAGCCCCCGCCGGGAAGACCCAGCCCUUCUCCUGGUGGUACCGCCUGGUCUGGGCCGUCAGCGGGACGGUGGUCUUCAUCCUGUUCACUUACUUCCUCACCAGCAACUGGCACGUGGGAGGCUGGCUCAAGAAAUUCGUGAAGUGCCACAUUCCAGACCCCUCGGAGUUCUUCGUCCAGCUCAGCUCCGAGCACGGAGGAGACUUCCAGAAGUGGCUCUCCUCGCCCUUCCCCUCCUCGGCCUUCAGCCCCGGGGGCCCGGCGCCCGAGAUCUCGCCGCUGGAGGUGCUGGACGGGGAGGCCAAGGCGGCCCAGUGGCUGCGGCUGCAGCAGGCCCGGGGGCCGCCCUCGCCCAGCGGCUUCACCAACCAGGGCUACUUCUUCUUCCACCUCCCGGACGCGCUGGAGAUCGAGGCCUGCCAGGUCUACUUCACCUACGACCCCUGCGAGGAGGGGGAGCCCGAGGAGGGGGGGCCCGGGGGGCCGGGGGGCCCCCUGCUCCCGGCCCUGCCCCCGCAGCCGGGGGAGGACGACGCCUACUGCAGCUUCCCCCCGGGGGACCACCUGCUGCGCCUCCCCCCCCUCAGCACUGCCCCGCGGGGCCCCGGGGCCGGGGAGGGCUGGCCGGGCCCCUCCCUGCAGACCGGAGCCCCCGGGGGGGCCGCCUCCCCGCCCGGCGAGCACCCCAGCCCGGCAGGCCCCGAUGGGGCGUGGCUGUGCCCGGGCCUGGGGGAAGCGGAGGGGAAGGCCGCUGGCCCGCCCGGACCAGACCCCGUCAAGGCCCCUCCUGCCUGCUUGGCCUCGAACCCUGACGCUUAUCUGUCCCUCCAAGAACUGCAGGACCAGGACCCAGCUCACCUGGUGUAG
Molecule: messenger RNA, 1548 nt
Organism: Sorex araneus (European shrew)
Lineage: Eukaryota; Metazoa; Chordata; Mammalia; Eulipotyphla; Soricidae
Gene: IL2RB
Product: interleukin 2 receptor subunit beta
Exons: 9
Coding region: 1-1548 (515 amino acids)
Biological process (GO): immunoglobulin mediated immune response; cytokine-mediated signaling pathway
Cellular component (GO): external side of plasma membrane; membrane
Molecular function (GO): cytokine receptor activity; protein binding
Source: RefSeq, a predicted model, not a curated record